Symsagittifera roscoffensis is the source of this 1005-nucleotide messenger RNA. RefSeq lists its product as uncharacterized. Bases 346 to 660 code for a protein of 104 amino acids. The transcript has 4 exons. The record is from RefSeq and is a predicted model, not a curated record. Lineage: Eukaryota; Metazoa; Xenacoelomorpha; Acoela; Convolutidae.
UAAAACAAUAAACAGGAAUUUUUUGCUCCAAUAAAAUGCUUUUUUAAGUAAGAGAUUUUUAUCAACCGAUUAAGAAACUAUUCCACAUCUAAGGGGUUCUAUUUUUUUUGGGUAGGGCUCAAAUAAUAAUAAAAACAGGCGGACUGAUUUGAUGAUAUCUUAUGUUUGAGACGUGUUUGCCGCAAAAGAAAAACAAAAUUAAUCAGGUGGAAAAGAGGCGAUAAAAAGAAGUUUUCAAGUUCAAGUCAAAAACCACUCUUAUGUGAUUCGAUUCAAUUUCAACAACUGGAAAAUUGCCAGCUUGGUUUUUUAAACAACUAUUCAGUUCAGCUUGAGUUACACAUUAUGGCCCAAACAAAAUUACUUUUACUAUCAAGUUAUUACUCGCUGUACAUUGGAACAACUAUAAUUUUACUGUUGCAGUUCUCAGUAUCGGAAUCGCUACAGCGUGGCAGCAAACAUUUCCUAACAGUCGACAAACGGGACAGGACUAAAGAAUGGUUCAUAGGCAAAAGAAACAUGUUGCCUCUCUCUUCAUCCCCUGAUUGGAAAGAUGAGCUGCGAGUGUGGCUGAAAGUGAAUGAAAACCACCAACACAAAUCCAAACUGAGACAACAGAUUCCUCCGCCGCCCAUUAUGAUGAGGCAGAUAAUGAGAUGAACCUACCAAGAAAAUGCUUGUUGCCGAUUUCUAUCGACGUAGUGAUUAAAAAACCGAACGCUGAAGACAUGGUUGAAACAUAAUGGGUCCAUAAUCGUUUUGUACGCACUGGCAGUCGUUGUCUUCGCAUAUGUAACAACUCAAAGUGCACUCAACGCCGAUUAUUUUAUGCAAUUUUUUGCUUGUCCAGUGUUCUUGCAGUAUUAAUUAAAAUCUAUGUUGCUAUCAAUUGAAAAAACACUAGUAACUGGUGACUGUGUGAUAAAUAAAGAAUCCAGUAGCUGAAUUGUUAGGGAAGGGGAAUCCUGGAAGAACGCCUACAAAAUCUAGAUCAGGCGCGGAUCU